Molecule: messenger RNA, 1704 nt
Organism: Cooperia oncophora
Lineage: Eukaryota; Metazoa; Nematoda; Chromadorea; Rhabditida; Trichostrongylidae
Source: the annotation of a GenBank genome assembly
AUGCCACGUGCUAUUACGCAACUGGUAUCAAUGGCCACCUUGGAGGCUGUCAGUUUUGGACCGGCAGGACUUGCUGGCAUGAAAGUGGUGGAAUAUCAGCCGACACACCUUGUCCAAGCCCAACCUAUGAUGCAACAACAAUCCCAUGGACAGUUUGUGGCUCAGCAUCAAACUCCGCAAACGCACCAACAGCCACGAGUGUUGUAUUCUGGUGGAACACAGAUUGCUGGCCCACCACAGCAAAUGCGCCACAUAGUGCAGCAGCAGCAACAACAACAACAACAACAACAACAACACCAGCAACAACACAAUCAGCAUGCGCCAGUUCACGUGCAGCAAACUCCUCAUCACCAUGUCACCGUUGUUCCCAGCACUCCACGCACUCACUUUGCUCCUGCUCCUCAAGUUACAGGAACUCCGUCAGUGUCUUCAAGUGGUGGAAGUGAAAACAAGGUAGAUCAACUCACAGAACAGUGGAUUCGACAGAAUUGCGUUUUGGACCGCGGUGCGGUGACUCCUCGAGGAGAGCUCUAUGCGGCAUAUGUCGACGAUUUGCGAAAUCAGUACCACUCCCUUAGUGGUAGCCUAGCGAUGUUCAGCAACGUUAUGAAAUCGAUAUUCCCCGAGCUUGUUUUCAAAAUGGCUGAGAACGGGCUGAUGAUGGUAGCACAUGGCAUAAGAUUGGUCAAGCCACACAGAUUAGCCCCUGCAGCUUCUGCUCAGGCAGUUAAUAGUGCAGCAUCAAUUCCUAACAAUCCUCCACCUCCUGUGCCUCCUGUGAUGGUUCCCGCUACUGUCGCACCAUCACCGCAACCGCCACCACACUCGGCUACAAUUGCUGCUCAUCCCUUAAUGAAGCAAAUCUUGACGAAAAAUGCACAAACCUCCUUGCCUGUUGUCAAUGGUAUUAAUGGUGUUGCCAAAAGCAAUUGCUCGUCAAGGAGCGCAUCCCCUGCGAUUGACAUCAAUACCGAGCGAAAGGAAGAAGUGCAGCCGAAACCCGCCGAUGUCAAACCUCCACAGCCCCCACAAGACUCGGAUACCAAAACAAAUGGACAAAAUGGGAAGACUGAAAAUGGAGUUGCAACAUCCGACGAUGAGCAUAGUGAUGAUGAAAAGGCUUCUCAUCAUAAGGCAUCCGAAACGAAGAAUUCGCAGUCUGUUCUGAAGAGCUUGGAGAAGAAAGUGUUGCAGAUCGACCCCUUGGCGGAGUACAUGUGCGAAUGGGAUGGAUGCGCCGCAUUGUUUGCAAAUGCCCCUUCACUCCUCUCACAUGUUGCCAAAACGCACAUCAUAGAUGAUUUCGAUCAGGUGUGCCAAUGGCCAGGAUGUGAUGGCACGCUACGGAGCAAAUGGUCAUUAGUAACGCAUGUACAAGACCAUCAUGCGAACGAAACAGCUCUGAAGAUGGCUUUGCAAAGACGAAAAGAUGGACUGGCUCCCGCACAGCCACAUCGCUAUAGGCAAGAACUCCCACGUGAAACACCUCAUCAUCCUGGUUAUAGUAAACAUGCAGCUAUAGAAGCGAUAAGGCGGCAUGCUUUCAACUUUCUUCCUAGAGAUAUAACGGUAGGAAUUUUGGCGACUUCAACGGAUGAACCUGAAGGCCCUGUCACGAAGAGCAUACGUUUAACAAGCUGUUUGAUUUUAAGGAAUUUGGCGCGAUAUUCUGCUACAGGAAGACAGUACGUUACCUCUCAUUGA